Messenger RNA from Manduca sexta (tobacco hornworm), 1431 nucleotides. It is a transcript of the gene Fitm, whose product is annotated as fat storage-inducing transmembrane protein. NCBI's taxonomy places the organism in Eukaryota, Metazoa, Arthropoda, Insecta, Lepidoptera, Sphingidae. The record is from RefSeq and is a predicted model, not a curated record. Gene Ontology annotation, biological process: phospholipid biosynthetic process; lipid storage; lipid droplet organization. The transcript has a single exon. Gene Ontology annotation, cellular component: endoplasmic reticulum membrane. The coding region runs from base 101 to 1189 and encodes 362 amino acids.
AAAAAAUUACUGUCAGUUGUCAUUGAGCACCAAUGAUUAGGUACCAGUGGUACCAAAAAUCGACGUACAAAAAUCAUAAUCUAAGUGAAAAAUUCGAAUCAUGACAAGCAGGACUAACAUAAAAAGCACGCGAAUGAAUUUUAAAGUUCCAAAUGAUCCAAUUGAACCCAAAGGUACCAAACCCACCCGAGAAGCCUCAUCUAUAUUGGAAGUUUUAGUUUUAAUGAUAGUGCACAUUUGUAAGAAGAUACUAUUCUUCGACAUCAAUUUAAAAAUAGCCUUGUACUUAGGAGCUCUGUUUUUACUAUCACUAAUAGCAGAUGUUCUGACAUUUCCAAAGACCUAUUUCUCGAGAAGUGACAAUCUAUUUAACCAAUAUUUUGUUAAAAUUGGUUGGUUUUGGACAUUAUUUUUAACAGUGCCUUAUGUUUUGUUGACAUCUUAUACCACAUGUUGCGGCAAAAAAAGACUUAUUGCUACUUCACAUCUGGUUCGAUUAUUAAUUGCUACAUUUUUUUGGUAUUUUUGGACUACACUUUUUAACAUAAUAGAGACCAAUUAUGGUCGCUGUAAUAUAAAACAACUGGGCACCAAAGUAGAAUGUUUAAAAAGUGGUUCAUUUUGGAAUGGAUUUGAUAUAUCAGGACACUGUUUUAUACUGAUUUAUUCAAGCCUAGUGAUGAUAGAAGAGGCUAGAGCAAUAAUUGGAUGGGAAAGAAUCAAGGACUAUAUUAGAGAUGAAAAAUACUCAAGAAGCAUAGAUGACAAAUCAGUUAGUGUGAAUCCACUCAAAAAUAUAAACACAGAAGAAUUAAACAUUUUAAAAGUAUCUUAUGAGAGCUUUACACCUUAUGUGAGAGCAUUUUUUAUAGCUAUAGCAAUGCUGCAGCUUUUGUGGGAUGUGAUGUUGGUAUCAACAAUACUUUACUAUCACAUUAUGGUUGAGAAGUUCAUCAGUGGAGUAAUGGCUAUACUCACCUGGUUUGUGACUUAUAGAGUUUGGUAUACCAUACCAAAUAUUUUACCAAAUUUGCCUGGAGAAGGAAUAUUCAAAUACAAUAAAGAAAGAUCAGGAUCUACCACAAAUUUACCACGCAAAAGGACCAGCACAACAAAUGGAAAACAUUUUAUGGGCAUGCCAAUUAGAAACUCAAAUGCUGCUGAAAAUGUCAGUGAUGACCAUAGUUAAUUUUUUUCUCAAUUAUAUUGGGAUAUGUGUUAUUUAUUUUUUGUGAUAGAAAAGGGGAGAUAAUAUUGGUUGCCUUAAUAUAAGUGUAAACUGGGAUAAGGUUUUGUAGUACUUAUAAUAGUGUGAAGUGUGCAUGAAUAAUAAUACUAUUAGUAUUGAUCUAUUCACACUAUAUUCAUUUAUAAGAUCUAUGUUGAAAAGUUUCAUAAUUUAUUAAUAAACUUUUUUUCUAUAAAUAUUUA